AUGACCGCGCCUUCACCCACCUCCGCCUCCACAGACUCGGGUGCCCCAGCUCUCCCCGACCGACCCUCGACGUUAAACAGUGUCGUCAACCAAAAUGCAUCCAACUUCACUAAUCAGAACCGCUUUGGCGUGAACGGCAUGAACGGCAUGAAUUCCAGUCCUUAUUCGGCGCCUUAUUCGUCCUAUUCGUCCCCUUACUCGCGGUUCGGUGGCGGCAUGUAUGGUGGAGGCAUGUAUGGAGGUGGUUACGGAUAUGGUGGCGGCAUGUACGGCAGUGGCAUGUAUGGGGGUGGAUAUGGAAACUACCCAGGCAUGCCAGGUGACCCAAACAACCAGAGUCUGACCCAGACAUGGAACAACAGCACUGCCGCGACUUUCCAGAUCAUGGAGAAUAUCGUCGGCGCGUUUGGGGGGUUCGCGCAAAUGUUGGAGAGUUCAUUCAUGGCGACGCGUUCCUCGUUUUUCGCAAUGGUCUCCAUGGCCGAACAACUCGGGACUCUACGCCAGACCCUGGGCUCAGUUCUCGGAAUCUUCACCCUCAUGCGCUGGCUUCGGACGCUGGUCGCCAAACUUACCGGGCGUCCACCCCCGGCCGACGCAACCGCUCUUACACCUGCGGCGUUUUCGUCCUUCCUCAAUGGCGGCCACGGUGCGACCCCUGCGACCCUGCCUGACGGCUCCCCCGCGCCCCCCCGCCCCUCCCGGAAACCGUUCAUCAUGUUUGCCAUCGCGGUGUUCGGCCUGCCCUAUCUCAUGAGCAAGUUGAUCCGCGCCAUGGCCCGCUCUCAAGAAGAGGAAAUGCGUCGGCAUCAAGAAGUCGCGGCCAUGACAUACACAACCGGCGAAAACGGAGAGCAGAUCCCCAUCGACCCUAAGAAACUCGACUUCUGCCGCGUAUUGUACGACUAUACUCCCACGCCCCAGUCUGGAGGGAUGGACCUCGAGGCCAAGAAAGGCGACUUCGUGGCCGUGCUCUCCAAGACGGACCCUAUGGGUAAUGCCAGUGAAUGGUGGCGGUGUCGUGCGCGCGACGGCAAGAUGGGAUACCUCCCGUCUCCCUACCUCGAACCCAUCCAGAGACCCGUGCCCAAGGCGGCCCCACAGAUCACGGAAGGCAAGCUCACGCCACAGAUGACGGGGACGGACGAGAUGGCCGCUUCCUUCAAGCCCAAGCUUCUCCAAAACGCCGGCGAGGCGGAUGCCGAUACUCAGGCCGUCAUGGACUCGCUCAAGACACGGGAGAAGGACUACAAGGAGCGCUACAACGCCGUGUAUGGACCGGCGACAAAGAGGCAGCCGGAGGUGGUGAAAGGACCCAAGAUGGACAGCAGACCGGGUGAUAUUUCGGCCGAGAGUUUCCAGAAGAGCGCGUUUUAUUCUUGA
Fonsecaea erecta is the source of this 1383-nucleotide messenger RNA. RefSeq lists its product as hypothetical. Gene Ontology annotation, molecular function: protein binding. Gene Ontology annotation, biological process: protein import into peroxisome matrix, docking. The transcript is spliced from 2 exons. Lineage: Eukaryota; Fungi; Ascomycota; Eurotiomycetes; Chaetothyriales; Herpotrichiellaceae. The record is from RefSeq and is a predicted model, not a curated record. Gene Ontology annotation, cellular component: peroxisome; peroxisomal membrane; peroxisomal importomer complex. Bases 1 to 1383 code for a protein of 460 amino acids.